UCCUGAAAUGACAGUACGGAUUAAAUAGUUGAGUUAAUCAGAAAAUGACAGGCAGUGUAUUUCUUCUGAUAGUUAAACCUUCUGGUCAUUUAAGAUUUCUAUAACGAAGUGCCUUUUGGUUAAGCCUUAUCCAGAAAAGUUAUUAUAAUGUGUGUUCUUAUUGGGUGGAGAACCAUUCUUCUAUCUUAUGCUACCAAGCUAUUGUUUCUGAGGGCCAAUGCUUGCUAAGACCUAAAUGAAAGUUCUUUCCUCUAUUAUCUUUGUGUUUUUUUCCCUCCUUUCUAAUGGCUUGGGGUUGCAUAUACUCAAAAGGGGUCUUAGUUGAUUUAAUUUGAUUUCAAUUUUGUUUGGCCACCUCAUUCAUUUUACUUUUUCAGUUUGAACUUGUUUCUUGGCUCAUUUAGCGUAAACUAUGCAGAGGAGCACAAUAUAUUAUCAGGGCAUUUGGCAUGCAAUUCAUACCAUUUGCAGAGAUGAAAGUUUUUUUGGCCUGUACAAAGGACUUGGAGCAACAUUGCUGAGUGUUGGACCCAGUAUAGCAAUAAGCUUCUCUGUUUAUGAGACACUGAGAUCUUAUUGGCACUCUCAAAGGCCAGGUGAUUCUACUGUCAUAGUUAGCCUUGCUUGUGGCAGUCUUUCUGGGAUUGCAUCAUCAACAGGUGUGUGAUCUGCAACCUGCAAUGCUCCUUGAAAUUUAUACCUCCUUCAUAAGAUAUAUAUUUUGCUGAACAUAGUUUUAACCUCGGAAUCAUGCUUAGCAAAGAAAUGUUCUACUGAUUUAUAAUCUUCUUAUUUCCUAUUGCCUUGACCCUUUGCUUCUCAUUUUGUGCUUGCCUUAUCACAAAUGACUGAUGUGUGCUUCCAACAUAAAAGAAUUUCCAACUGAUUGCAAUGCAUUGCAUUUGAGGUUUAGUUUGAGGCGCUAAAUUUGCAUUACAUUUCUUACCUAGGGCAGCAAACGAACCGAGC
Camellia sinensis is the source of this 969-nucleotide messenger RNA. The record is from RefSeq and is a predicted model, not a curated record. Lineage: Eukaryota; Viridiplantae; Streptophyta; Magnoliopsida; Ericales; Theaceae.